Molecule: messenger RNA, 10154 nt
Organism: Topomyia yanbarensis
Lineage: Eukaryota; Metazoa; Arthropoda; Insecta; Diptera; Culicidae
Product: neprilysin-1-like
Exons: 10
Coding region: 408-2879 (823 amino acids)
Biological process (GO): protein processing
Cellular component (GO): plasma membrane
Molecular function (GO): metalloendopeptidase activity
Source: RefSeq, a predicted model, not a curated record
AACAGUACCAGUAGCAAACAGUACGCUGCUCCAGGAAGGUGAUCUAGUGCAAAUAGGAAAACAAACCGAGAUUUGGAAAAACAUCCCUGAAGUUUCAUAGCAUAAAGCAACGUAAAGUAAAUUCCUAUUAUUAUGUACGACUAGUAAAAAUGCUGAAAAUGAUAUGCAUAUGCAAGAAAAGCUGAAUGGAAAAUCUUCAAUAUUUAGUGUCAAAAUUUAUGUGAUCUGAUUUGCGCAUGUUCUGAGAGAAAUGGAGCAUUCAUAGGAAAACACUUAUUCGCGUGUUUUUGUUGUCAGUGUAAAAUUGGUGAUAACAAAUAUCGUUUAUCGCUCAAUAUUUAGUUUUUCCAAUGAAAGGUGUUGUGUCAUGAUUAAGCUCUUUUCUAAAUAAAACAAGAACAAGAGAAAUGUGUACCAAAUUAAUCGACACAAAAACGGUACGAACCAGAGAUAGAAGUCAAGAAUUACACGAUUUUCCAAACAAUACAAAAAAUGAUCCUAUGAAUGGUUUUGUGCCUAGUUGCAACGAAGAAACGAUUGAAUCCAAUGUCGAAUUAGUUAAAUCAUCGGAAAAUGACGAGAAAGGCAACUUUAAUACGAAAAGUAGUAAAUCUAUCGUAGUUAAUUUUGCUUCUGGUACUAUGACUAGAAGCUCAAUACAGCAUCAAUGUGUUGGCAAUACCUCACCUCACGUACAAAUAUGGAGUGCGAAACAUAAUCAUUACCGGAUAUGGAUAUCAGUGAUUUGUGUUUCACUUUUGUUCGUCGGGCUAGUAAUUGGUUAUGUACUUUCGCCUUUACUAGGACAAGGCUGUUCACUCGGGCAGAGCAGUGAAAGUAAACGACAAAUUUGCCUAUCAGAGGAGUGUGUGAGGACAGCAUCCUCAUUGCUUGCGGCGAUGGAUCGAACGGUUGAUCCAUGUGUGGACUUUUUUCAGUUUGCUUGUGGAACAUGGAACAAGAAACACGUGAUACCCGAAGAUAGAAGUUCGAUAAGUACUUUUGAAGUUCUAGCUGAUCAACAACAAAUGAUAUUAAAAGGAGUUUUAGAAGAACAGGCUGAUGUCAAUGAUAACCAAGCAACUAUUAAAGCAAAAAUGUUCUACAAAAGCUGCAUGGAUUUACAGCAAAUACGCCGAAUUGGGAUAAAACCUUUACGUUAUGUACUCAAGCUUCUUGGUGGUUGGCCUGUAAUAGAGCAAGAAUGGGUGCCUCCAACUACUAGUGUGGAAUACUUACUGGGUCUGUUGAGGGGAGUCUAUAGUGAACCUGUACUUGUUGAACUGUAUGUUGGUGCCGAUGAUAAAAAUUCUUCCAGAAACAUUUUACAGAUUGAUCAACUGGUUCUUGCACUGCCAUCGCGUGAUUAUUAUCUGAAGACUAGCAGUGAAGGUGAUCUUAAGGCGUAUCACCGCUAUAUGACACAGAUUGCAAUAUUGCUUGGCGGUGAUUCUGGAAGAGCUUCAAAGGAACUACUGGAUGUAAUCAACUUCGAAGUACGGUUAGCAAAUGCAUCUCUGCCAGAAGCUGAUAGACACGACACCAGUGCUAUUUACAAAAAAAUUACUUUACAUCAACUUCAGCACGAAGUACCACAAAUCAAUUGGAGAGAGUAUUUGCAAACUACUUUGGGGAAUGUAAAGCUUGAAGACGAUGAGGAAAUCGUCAGCUACGCAAUGCCUUAUUUAAUAGAGAUGGGACGAAUACUGAAUGAAACUGACACCCGAAUCAUUCAUAAUUAUGCAAUUUGGCGAUUCGUGAUGUCUAUAAUGACUCAUAUGAUCGACGACUAUCAAAAAGAAAGAGUUGAGUUCAAAAAAAUAUUACUAGGUAUUCAAUCGGAACGACACAGAUGGUCGCAGUGUGUUGAAUGGACAAACAAAAAACUAGGAAUGGCAGUUGGAGCUUUAUUUAUUCGAGACAAUUUCAACCAUGAUAGCAAGGAAACUGCACUGGAAAUGAUACAUACCAUAAGAGAAGCAUUUAAUGAGCUUUUAGCAGAUAAUCAUUGGAUGGAUGAUGAAACUCGAUCCGUUGCCAAAGAAAAAGCAGACGAUAUGAAUGAAAGAAUUGGCUAUCCUGAAAUAUUAACAAAUUCUGUGGAACUCGAUAAAGAAUACAUAAACUUAACAAUUUCGAAGGAUCAAUUUUUGAACAACAUUCUUAAAAUACUCAAAUGGGAAGCUGAACGUAAUAUGCAAAUGUUAAGAAAGCCAGUCGAUAAAGAUAAAUGGACGACAGAACCAGCAGUAGUAAACGCAUUUUAUAAUCCCAACAAAAAUGAUAUAGUGUUUCCAGCCGGAAUAUUACAACCACUGUUUUACAGUCAACAUUUUCCCAAAUCGCUCAAUUAUGGUGGAAUUGGUGUUGUAAUUGGCCAUGAAAUCACACACGGAUUUGACGAUAAAGGACGGCAAUUCGACAAGGAUGGAAAUAUGAUGCAAUGGUGGAAUAACGCCACCAUUAAAGCUUUUCGCGAAAGAACUCAGUGUAUAAUAGAUCAAUAUUCUCGCUAUAAAAUAAAUGAAGUUAAUUUAUAUAUGAAUGGGAGAAUGACUCAAGGAGAAAACAUAGCUGAUAAUGGUGGACUGAAGCAAUCAUUCCGGGCUUAUCGGAAGUGGGUCAACCUUCAUGGACCAGAACUGGAGCUUCCUGGCAUGAACAUGACGCAUGAUCAAUUAUUUUUCUUGAAUUACGCCCAAAUUUGGUGUGGUUCUAUGCGCCCAGAGGAUGCUUUGACCAAAAUACGAUCAUCAGUGCAUUCGCCAGGUAUCGUGCGAGUGAUUGGCCCACUUUCGAAUUCCAAAGAUUUUGCAGAAGCAUAUAAUUGCUCGCUAGGAUCGCCAAUGAAUCCAGUCAACAAAUGUAGUGUGUGGUAAAAUUAUUUUGUUACGAUUUGUUAUAUAGAUAAGAAUCGUUUAUCGACGUGAUAUUUAUUUAUGGCUACUUUGUUUUGUAAUAUAGAGUUUAAGCAAAAUGUUGGAACAUUUCAAAUUUAAAUUUAUUAUAGCACAAAUAUUCUAAAGAUUUUAUACACAGAGAUCUAAAUUUCAAAGUAUACAAAACUUCUAUUUUUUAAAUUCUCUGACAGAGGUUUUGGGGGCAACUCGAAGUUUUAAAAGCAUGAUAUGUAUUAGUGUGAACAUUCUCCGUUUACCAAAUACAUCGAGCGCCUAUCUUUAUUUAAUCAUUAUUGCCCUAGUUUUUUUGUAUAAAAUAUAUUUUUAUACUCUAUAUAAGCCUACUUAAUUUUUUUGCUGAAUCUCAAUUCAUUACAUUUUUCAACGAGAUCUUAACAGCUGAGAACCCAGUAAUCAAUAUUUUUUGCUGAGAUCUUAGUAAAAGUGUCGUUGUUUUAGCUGAGAUUCAGAAAAUAAUUUGCAGAAAAUAAACAAAGAAAUUUGCGGAAAUUACCGGGCUGAAUUGAGUAUGUAGUAAAACUAUUUGUUGAGCAACAGUUUUGGAGAAGUAUAUAGUAAGUUAUUUAUUCCAACUACCACAUAUAGUAGGUUGAAGCGCCUCGAAUUAAAAAUAUUUCUCGGGAUUUUUGCUUUCGAGUUUUGAGAAUUCGGAUAUCCCGGGAUAACUAUAUUGAAAUAGGAAGUAGGCAGUAAUAGUAAAUCAUAUGUUUUAUUCAUGCUCGAAGAUUAAUUGUUUUUAAUUUUGUAACUAAUGGAACCAUGAUGAAUGACUGCUAUUUAAAAGCGCUGGAACUGAGUAAAUAUUUUCAAUUACCUAUUAAAUAUUUAUAAGGUCCUGCGCGUCUUUGUGCACAAGUCUUCAAAAAACAAGUCUGGAAGUCUGAUAUCAAUAGAUUCCCUAAUGCAAUGGAAAGGUUUCUUAGUUAUUAAUGGUUUCGCCAUCAAAAAAUUCCAAAUUCUUGCAACUCACCUAAUGUAGCUCUUAUAUUCUGUAAAUAUCACUACCCUUAGAUUACCAAAUAAGGUGCUCUGUAUUCAAUUCAAAAGAAUGCACGAAACACGAAUACCAAUUUUGUACAGCAACUUAAGCAGCUACGUUCGGUAUGAUCAUCUCAAUCGUAAUGGCUGUUACCAUAAUUUAGAUGAGUGACAAAAUAAAUCAACGUGCAGGAAUGAAUGAAUGAUUUGUAGUCCACAAAACAGUUUUAUACUUACAACUGCGUAACACUCUUCUUUUUUGUAAAUCUUUAUUCUGUAUUCGCGGGAUCCGGGAAAUGACCGGGAUUCGUACAAGUUUAGAGCGUAUUUUUAGCGAUUAAAAUUUACGAUAACGAUCUAUGCGAAGCGUGUUUAAAUGGUAGGAAUGGGUCAAUGUGAUCAAAAAAAUGUAUAUCCGCAUAUUAUCAAGAAUUGUAUAGCAAAAAUUUAUUUUCGCUCUUUCUCGCAUUCAGCCAAAACUCUCGGUAGUAAAGGUUCACUUAUUUUUACCUACAUUAUUUUGAAGUACAAAUUCCGCUUGAAGCUCACGUACCUGAAUGUGUUUAUCAUCCGGCACAUUUUUCUCUAUUAUUUAAGUUUUUUAUGUGGAUUAUAGAGAUUUUAUGGCAGUGUGCAUGGUUGGGAAUCGAACCCAAGUGAGCUGUAAACAAGGCAGUUGACUAACCAACUACGCAAUGCCCUCUUCUAGAUUUUAGUUUUUUUUUCUAAAAAUAAUGUUUAAUACGUGGGUACACAUUCAAACAUUAUACACUAGUACACAAGUAGAUAAUAACAUUCAUACACUGGGCAUCGAACCCCGGUGAGCUGCGUACUGGGCAAUCGAUUUACCAACAACGCUAUGCCCGCUCCCUACAUUUAAUUUACUAUUUUUGCUUUACUUUGCUAAACUGCAUUUUUCAAGGAACAUUAAAGUACUGCUUGUCAUAUAAGUAAGGUCACAUUUUUCUUGUGAUUAUAAAAGGCAAAAAAAUAAAAAAGAACGCCGAUAGGGGCUGUGAACCAUUGAGUGAUGUCUCGAAUGCUUAAAUAAAUCCACAUCAUGAAAUGACCCAAACAAGCUUGACACAACAUGUUUCAGUUUUCAUCUAUCGGCCUUCACUUUCAAUUCCAAAAUCUUGACAAUCUCAAUCAAGCACAGACAAAUGUGUCUACUUUUCAUUCUGGAUCAUGCGUAAAAAUUUGAACUGUCCCACUAUCAAAUUUAGCCAUGCUUCAGAGCAAAUCACUUAUUAACUGUCAAAUUUGAACCAAUAGUUAAAUAAAACUCGUCAAAUGGUUCACAGCCUUAAGUCUCUUCAAGAUUUCCACAUGUAUUAUAGGAUAGAUGAGCCCCAAUUCAUCUCAACUCCUCCAAUUUUCUCAUUUCCUGUAGACACAACUUUAAACAAAAAAUACAACACCAUUUUACAGUAUCAGCAAUUUAUCUAGUGAAAUAAAUUAAUGUUUAAGCAUUCAUGGAAUAAGCUAUGCAAACUUGUAAUUAUUAAAAAAUAUUGCGCUCAAAAUAUUAUUCGGUUUCUUACCUUGAAAUUAUCGGUGAGACGAAUUUCUUCAUCGCUGUUGAGCUAAUCAUCUCAACACUUUUCACCUAAUUACACCAUCACACUAUUAAAUCACCAAAUUUUUUCCACUUAAUAUUUUUCAUUUAGUUUUAAAAAAAUCUCUCAUUUCAAAACUCAAAACAAUUAAUUCAGAACAAGAAUAGAAUGAAUGAUAUUUUUCGCCUCAAAACACUGUUUGCAUAUACUCAAGCAUACACAGGGUUGCCAUGUUCCAUGGAUAGGUUAUUUAUCAAUUAUGGUACGAAAUAAUGUUGAAUUAUGUUGAACAUUCUUCAUGUCGAUACGUAUGACCGCUUUGAUUUCGAUUUUUGCCUUUCUCAUAUAAAGAAAGGCUACGCAACCACUCCGAAAAUCGAUUUUCCAACUGAGGCCCGGAGGGACGAGUGUCAUAUCCCAUUCGAUUCAGUUCGUCGAGAUCGCAAAAUGUCUGUGUGUAUGUAUGUGUGUGUCAAAUAAUGUCACUCAAUUUUCUCAGAGAUGGCUGACCCGAUUUGCACAAAUUUCAAAUGGACGGUAUAACGGUCCCAUAAGACGCUAUUGAAUUUUUAUUUGAUAGGACUUUCGGUUCCGGAGUUACGGGCUGAAGAGUGCGGUCACACAGCAAAUUCCCAUGUCCGAAUGAUGUAAUACAUAUUCAAAUACGUUCAACAGUACUUGAUUUUGCGGGUCUACAUUACUGAUGGACAAUCAAAAUAGUUUUGGUCACCAAUGACGGAUCUCGAUGCCCCCGGGGAACUCGUUAAGUUCCCGAGCUAAUGUCACAGCUAUUUUCCAGCAAACUCUUAAGCGAUUUUUACAAACUUGAUUUCAAAUGAAAGAUAUAAUACUCCCAAUAACUGCCGCUGAAUUUCAUUUAGUUCUGACUUUUGGCUCCGGAGUUACAGGUUUGUUAUUGCGGUCACAUAGUAAUUUCUCAUAUGAACUUGUACAAUCGUAAUACCUCAAAGGCCACUUCGGUGAUGACUAAACCAAUUUUCACUAACCUAGUCCAAAUGGAUGGUAUAAUAUGAAGUUCGGUGUUGAACCCUCCAUCUACUCCUCCACCUCCUACCUCUCGACCCCCCUUCCCCUUCUCUUACCAACCCCCCUCCCCCAUCAGACCAACCUCCCUCCUGCAUUCCCUUCGUCCACCCCGUAUACUAACAUAAGUUAGAUGAUUCCCGAUGCAUCCUCCCCCUCCCACUAAUUAUAUCCCUUCCCUUCUCCACCAUGAAGUUGACAUGAAGACAACAUUAAACUCACGCUGAUUAAGCGAUAUAAAUAUUAUAUUUUUGUUUCAAUUAUGUCAGUGUCAGUGUCGACAUGUUGCUUCUCAGGUUCGUGACAGUCGUACACUUAUAUAUGCUUAUCAAGUAUGAAGAAUGUAAUAGACAUUUCCACAAUGUUAAAUUGAACGUAAUGAGUCAUUAAAUCAUAAGUUUAGAUAAAUCAGAAAGGCAUAAUUGCACCACUAGGUGGAUUAAAACAGGUUUUUGUUAUGUCAUGGGUGUAGGGUAUAUUAGUAGUUCGUUAUACCCCAGUAAAAUCCGUCGAAAUUUGUUUAAGUAUUUAAUUUCAUCCGAAACCAGCAGAAAUUUGGAAUCAAGUUCUGAAUGAGUUUGGUUGGGAGCCGCUAGUGCGCUAAGACGAUUUCGCUAGAUUUUCAAAGCAGCGUGCACUAGCGCGACUCACGGGAGGUUAACUAGGAUACAUUGAAUUGAAAACAGGACACGGUAUCGAAGUUUUACUGUUCGAGUUUUGCAGGUCGAUUGUUCAUAUGCAGCAAGCUAAGUUUGCUUAAUACUUUCACUGAGUAUUCAGUUUACGAAAAUAAUCAUUUUUUUCUACAAACGACUAAUACGAUGAGUAAGGGAACGUCUACCCUACAAUUAUACAUUAUAUGUUAAAGUGAAACGACGUCCUAGAUUAGGCGGGACAGUCCUGGAUUUCAAGAUCUUGUCUCGCAAGCGCAUUUACCAAAAUGCUGGUUGUUAUUCUAAAAUACCCAUAUUGAAUAUUCAUAUUGUGCAAAACACUUAUACAAGUUUGAGUCGUGUGUCCAAUCUCGUAACUACGUGGGAAAUGUUAAAAUUGAGCCAAUUGAUUUUGAUUGUCAAGGUGGCCUUUUCGACUACUAUUAUGACCCACGUCGUAAAUCUUUACCAAAAGUUUCUCAAUCUUACACUAGUUGUGCAAAAUUGAGAAAACAUACAUCCUUAAUAGGUUUGUAAAGCACAUCCUGCAUUCGUCGUGAAAAUUUUAAUUUUAAUUACAUUUUUGUGUGCUUUAUAUUCAUCGUGUUUAUUCCAAAAUAUCGCAUGGUGCAAAUCUGAUAUCUGGUUUUAGUGAGAAGUAGGCAGUCGCAUAGUAUGCGUCUGUAUGUUUCCUCUACAUAAGUGGCGUAGCCAGAAGCUCAGUGUUGAGUUUACUAACAAGAAGAAUUAAUAUAAAACAGCUUUCAAAACUCCAUAGAUGACUUUCUUUUAUAAGUUAAUGAGGUAGAAAAAUAUGCACUUCCAAAUCGUAAUAACUAUUCGAAAACUUUUCUCACAGUCAAAAUGACCUAAUUCCAAAACCGCUAUCUUUGAAGGUUGAUAAAUUUCGAAGUUUUUCAACAUAAAACAGCGCAUCAACGAUAUUCUCGAAAUUUUCCUAAACCCAAUCCAGGUUUUCUUUCAUAAAUAGUCUAAUAUAUUUCAAUACCCUGAACAUAUAGAGUAUUCAUGUCUUCAACAAAGUUGUUUGUGGUAGCACUCUCGAACACUAUGCUGAAGAAAUUAAGUCUCGAUUUAAAUUUAUAUGAAAAGUAUAUUCUUCAUAAUUGUUUCUAGGAGGAUUUAACAUCAUAAUUAUAUUAUCAGAAGAUGUACUGUUUUACGGCGUAAAAUUUUUGGAAGAUACUAAACCUCCAAAGUUGACGGUUUAGAAAUGUCUUAAGCGCCUUCCGGAUCUGUUAGUUAGAUCAGGUAUGACUAAUCGGCAUACUAUCAGUGAAUGUAUUCUUUAAUAUGGACGUGUAUGGAUUAACAUUGCACCCAAGGCAAUCGUUGAUGUCGAAUUCAUUGCCACUGUGAUGUACAAAAGAGCCACAGUAUGAACUAUGUUCGGAUUUGUCUAAACGUCUUUUUUUAAUUUAAUUUAAGCGUUUGCGAUGAGCACGAUAUCCCCGCAAUCAAGUUAUUUCAUACUAUAACUUGCUAUAAGUUGAAAAAAGGGAUUUACACUCAAAGAAUUAUUACGAAAAGGUCCGUUCAGAGUAGUAUAUUUUAUCGCGAUAUCCAUUUUUAGGUAGAUCUCGAAAUUUGUGCAAUCCCGAUUGUCGGGAUUUUAGUUUUAUCAUUUCCGUGGGUCCCAGGAAGACAUGUCCAAAUAAAUUUUUCUUCCGUAGCAUUUUUUGAAGUAGCAUAACUCCAGUAUAUUUCAGCCAAUGACCAGAUUAGAUCGUCGAUUUCUCAUGAAGCUAGAUACCAGCAUUCCGUAAAUCAGUCGUGAAUCUACAAUUUUAAUCAUGCAGAUGAAGAACAUGAUUUAUGACAACUGCGCGAAAAAUUAUAUUUCAAUUAUCAAUUGACCGUCAAUCGGACAUCUAACGACUAUCAUAAUAAGAAACAUUUUUAAACGUCCGAUGAAAAUGUUCUUGUACUUUUUGUUAUAUUAUUUAUUUGCAACCUAUUUGCAACGAACCUACACACAAGAAACCGGUAUUUUGGUGAUAUAACCGGGAUAUCAUAAUUAAACGGAAAAUGUACUUUUUCGUUUCUCGAAUUCCAGGCAGCUAGAAAUGGCAGAAGACGGUUGCUCAAAUUCAGAGUUUCUCAAAUUGAAAUCAGUGUUAUUGUCGGCAAUAAUACACAGCAUAGUCAUAUGGGGUAUAUUAUUUGUAGAAUUCAUGUGUUAGAAUUUCUCAUAUAUUAUCAAUUAACGGUCUUUACUCAGUGAAUAAAUUAGUAGUAACCAAAUAUCAGUAAAUAUGCAUAAUAUAUACAUAUGUUACAAUUCUAUUAUUUCGUUCUAAUUGGAAUCAUGCGGAAUAUAUUUCUUUGCAUCACAUUUUUUUGCAAUAACAAAUUUUAUUUAUCCCUGUUGUUUGCAUUAUAUACCGUUUAUACAAACAAUCUAGUUAAGUAUUUUUUCUGUCGGAAAUUUUUAAAGUUACUUGUCAAGUGGAACAAGAAACUAGAGGAAUCACAAAAUUAACUUGCUUUAAAGGUGGGUUAUCAUUGCCAUUCAUGAUUUCGGCGAUAUUUGUCUGAAAAUAGUACUGGUGAUUAUUUCCAAUGUUUCAAUGUUUGCGAACAUAUGUGCUUGUCGUAGUCUCCAUUUUGGUCACAAUUCCUCUAUCUCUGCAGUUGAUAUUUUUGAAUGUGGAAAUUUCGAGCGAAUCUGAAUAAUUUUUAGUAAAGAUUUCCGAUAUAAAUACUAUAAAUUUGCACUUUACAACUGUACAACUGUACUCUAAGUAUGCAUACAAUGAUUAAACAUGUAUCACUUUUAACUACACUAGUACCAAUAAAGUGCCAAAUACGAUGAAAAAGUAGGGAAACAAAACUGUAAUGAUAAAUUUUCACAGAGCACUCUAUAAUAGCUAUAAAAAUAUAAUUCGAUCAUACUAUUUAGUAAUUGUCAAAUAAAUAAAAUGAAAUGAAUGUCAUUAUAUUUGUGAACAAAACGUUUUUAAAAAUAUAUUACACUU